This is a messenger RNA of Mustela lutreola (European mink), 1563 nucleotides long. It is a transcript of the gene AUH, whose product is annotated as AU RNA binding methylglutaconyl-CoA hydratase. The coding region runs from base 31 to 1050 and encodes 339 amino acids. The record is from RefSeq and is a predicted model, not a curated record. Gene Ontology annotation, cellular component: mitochondrion. Gene Ontology annotation, biological process: fatty acid beta-oxidation. The transcript is spliced from 10 exons. Gene Ontology annotation, molecular function: enoyl-CoA hydratase activity. NCBI's taxonomy places the organism in Eukaryota, Metazoa, Chordata, Mammalia, Carnivora, Mustelidae.
AGCCGCGGGCCCGCGCCGUCAACAGACAAGAUGGCGGCGGCGGCGGCGCCCCGGGCCUUGGGCAGUCUGCGGGCCGGCCGCGCUCGCUUGGCGGCCGCUUGCUGCGCUCGCUGGCGGCUGGGCCCCGGGGCGAGGCUGCCCGGCUCCUGGAGGGGCCCGCGGGUCGCGCCCGCGGUGUGGGCGCGGGGCUGGGCGUGCGCGGCCGGGGGCUCGGCCCCGCGGAGGGGCUACGGCUCGGACGUGAGGCCGGAGGACGAGCUGCGGGUGCGCCACCUGGACGCGGAGAACCGAGGAAUUGUGGUGCUGGGAAUAAACAGAGCUUAUGCCAAAAAUUCAUUCAGUAAAAAUCUGAUAAAAAUGCUCUCAAAAGCUGUGGAUGCUUUAAAAUCUGAUAAGAAAGUGCGGACCAUAAUAGUCCGGAGUGAAGUCCCGGGGGUAUUCUGUGCUGGUGCUGACCUUAAGGAGAGAGUCAAAAUGAAUCCCAGUGAAGUUGGUCCUUUCGUCUCCAAAAUAAGAGCGGUGAUUAAUGAAAUCGCUAAUCUGCCGGUGCCCACCAUCGCGGCGAUCGACGGGCUUGCCUUGGGCGGUGGCCUCGAGCUGGCUCUGGCGUGCGACAUUCGCGUGGCAGCUUCCUCCGCGAAAAUGGGCUUGGUCGAGACGAAGUUGGCAAUUAUUCCUGGUGGAGGGGGGACGCAGCGCCUGCCGCGUGCUAUUGGGGUGUCCCUGGCCAAGGAGCUCAUCUUCUCUGCGCGCGUGCUCGAUGGCCAAGAAGCCAAAGCCGUGGGCCUGAUCAGCCACGUGCUGGAACAGAACCCAGAGGGGGACGCCGCCUACCGCAAGGCCCUGGACCUAGCCCGAGAGUUUUUACCUCAGGGACCCAUUGCAAUGAGAGUGGCAAAAUUAGCAAUUAAUCAAGGGAUGGAGGUUGAUUUAGUAACAGGAUUAGCCAUCGAAGAAGCUUGUUAUGCUCAGACGAUUCCAACAAAAGACAGGCUUGAAGGUCUUCUUGCUUUUAAAGAGAAGAGGUCCCCGCGCUACAAAGGAGAGUAGAAGACACAGAAAUGCUCGCAGCCCCAGGGUAAGGAGCGCAGCUCUGGAAGGAUCUUUCGGACCCACACAUGCCUCCGCGCCUGGAGACCCAAUGACCAAAGUGAGCCUCUGUCGAGUGAGUUCAGCUUCUGGAGCAGACCCAUCUGUGUACGUCGCUCAAAUGUGCGUCUUGUCGCGUUCCCUCAGAUUUACAAAGCUAGUAGUGCAUACUGUCAGAGUCAACAUAGGGACACAUUUUUAAAUAUUUCCUGCAUAUGAGGCUUUCUGUUCUUGAUUUUUUAAUGUGAAUAAUUUAUAUAUUGCACAUUCUAGGAAAUAAUAUCGAUUGUAUGUCUACUGUGCUGCAAUACGAAAUAAAAUUAUUUCUAUAUACCAAAAAUGUGAAGUUAUACCAAAUAAAGUUUCUAAGGGAUUAUACAGUACAUCCACGCAUAAUACAUCUCAGACUGAGAAAGGAAUUGGAAGACUCUGAGUGAAAAUUACCAAAUAAAAAUAAAAUUGGUGGAAAGAAAA